Molecule: messenger RNA, 591 nt
Organism: Rotaria socialis
Lineage: Eukaryota; Metazoa; Rotifera; Eurotatoria; Philodinida; Philodinidae
Source: the annotation of a GenBank genome assembly
AUGGCACGGUUUAACCAAUCGGUAUUGUACACUAUCAUUGUAUUUUUAUCUGUGCUUUAUCGAAUAACAAAUGUAAAAGGCGAUACAGACACACCAACUCCAAUAACAGGCACUCCAACUGAAACUCCAUUCACCGCUGAAUUUUCUUUAACAUCAAAUACAAUUACAGUUUUAAACAGUUCCGCAUCUCCUGGUACCACUACAACUACUGAUAUUUCAACUUUGCCAUCAAACACAUCAACAACAACAACUAUUACUUCUAUAGUGACGAGUGUAGCCACCGAUGAAACGGUAACAACUGAUAGUAAUGCGACUAGUCCUCCAGCCGAACGAUCAGGACCAGGCUGGUGGUUAUUAGUUGCUCUUCUGAUAACUAUAGUUAUUGUCAUUAUUGCUGGUAUUAUAUUUUAUUAUCAACAAAAAUCUCCAUAUAGACGAUUCACAUCUUGUCCACAAUGGUGUAGACAGUGCAACACCAGAUUUCUUCGAAAUUGGCGAUCACAUGAUGAUGAUACAGAUAAUAUUAUUUUACAACUCGAACAAUCAGACAUGACCAAUGAUCAUUGGCCACCUCGAAUCUCUUUUACUUAA